Messenger RNA from Eimeria tenella, 616 nucleotides. RefSeq lists its product as uncharacterized. Gene Ontology annotation, biological process: transmembrane transport. Gene Ontology annotation, molecular function: ATP hydrolysis activity; ATPase-coupled transmembrane transporter activity; ATP binding. The annotation marks the transcript as partial. The transcript is spliced from 4 exons. Lineage: Eukaryota; Apicomplexa; Conoidasida; Eucoccidiorida; Eimeriidae. Gene Ontology annotation, cellular component: membrane. The record is from RefSeq and is a predicted model, not a curated record.
AUGAUAAUUAAUAACAGAAAGUCCACCUUUAAUAAUGCCGCUGAUGCCAAUAAUGACGGCAGCAGCAGCAGCAGCAGCAGCAGGCGCAGCAGCAAAGGCAGCAGCAGGAGCGGCAACGAAGGAGCAGCAGCAGCAGCAGCAGCAGCAGAGUCCGAGGACCAGCUCAAAGUCGCGAUGCUGCCAGCAGCAGCAACAGAUUCAGAAACAGACGCGGAGAGCGAAGCGCCUGCUGCUGCUGCUGCAGCAGAAAGUCCUGCUGCAGCAGCAGCAGCAGCAGGUUAUGUGGGAAUUGAAGUUGAAGACAUUGACCCCCUAGACAUCCACGUCGAAGAAGGCGGCAGAAACUUCUCUCUAGGACAGAGGCAGCUCAUUUGCCUUGCAAGGGCCCUUUUGCGGCGUUCAAAGAUUUUGCUGCUGGACGAGGCGACAGCAGUUGUGGACCCGAAGACAGACAGUCUUAUUCAGCAAACGAUAAAGACGGACUUCAAAGACUGCACUGUCAUCACCAUCGCCCACCGCAUAGAGACCAUUGUCGACUACGACAAAGUGAUGGUUUUGGCGGAUGGGCAAAUAGAAGAAUUUGAUUCUCCUCGAAAGUUGUUCCAGAAAAAAGAAA